Molecule: messenger RNA, 420 nt
Organism: Fomitopsis serialis
Lineage: Eukaryota; Fungi; Basidiomycota; Agaricomycetes; Polyporales; Fomitopsidaceae
Exons: 2
Coding region: 1-420 (139 amino acids)
Source: RefSeq, a predicted model, not a curated record
AUGAAAGAUUCGGACACAAUCAAGUCUACUGGGCCAUCGGCAACACUCAUAUCGCGCAUUGACCAUCUCGCCGCAUUGCUCGGCAACCUUCCUAAGGCUCUGCCCGAGAACCCAGUCGAAUCGACCUACCACUUUGGCCUUGACCCUGAAGACGAGGCAGAGGAGGGAGUAUGGUACGCCUUCAAUCGCAACAUGGAGGUGUCAUUCGAGACCUACAAGGCAAAACCUGAUGAGCCACUACGUUUUCGGGAGAGAGGGAAGCGGUGCAGUAACCUGAUCACAGUGAUGAAGCUUGUGGUGAAGAAGAUGUCCGAUUCCGAUCGCGAAUUCGUUAGGAAGACGUGGCUUGAACGUCUCAUUGUGGCCGCAAAAUUAUCUGGUGCCGUAGUUCCAAAGAGCAAGGCUCACCGUGGUAAUUAG